AUGCGUGAUGUCGCCGAAGCGCGUGCGCCGCUGUCCACAAACGCGUACGGAGACCUGACAGCACGCCGCCAGGCGCGUCCUGGGCAAACCCGAAAGCUAAACCCAGUUCGAGACGGAGCGCAAACGCGAAGACACCGGGCGGCCAGAUCCCAAGUCGACUCGCCGCGUUACGAGAGGGGAGCGGCGACGGAACGGGCACGCUGGAUGCUCGAAGCAGAAUCGGGCGCAUUCACUGGCGCACGGCGUCUGCGCGCUCUCGCAGGAUGGAGCGCCGAGUCCCAGUUGGAACCCGUCCUCAGGCCUUCGAACUUCAAACUUCAGGAUCUGCGUCUAACGUUCAGCGCGGCCACGCCAAACACACGUGUACGAACCAUAGACCUUAUCUCUCAUGUCAGUACCAUCCUCCGCCGUGCCCAUCUUCAAGCUGCUACUGGAUCUCUCCGUUUUGACCGCGCGAGAGGCGCGUGCAAGAAACAUGACGGCAGCACUGACGGCACCGUCUCAAGAACAUCCCGCGCCGCUUCGUUCAUAUCAACCGCGAAACUCAGGCGAACAUACCUAUCUCCUACUCGCUUCGAGGACGGCGACGACGGCGAGGGGAGGGGGGGGAGCACAAGAGACGUACACACCCGUAAUCGCAUCCCCGCGAUGCGCGAUUAUCCAGUCGGCGCGCACGCUUCCGACCCCGCAAAAAGGAAGCCCUCGCCAGGCCCGAGCUCCAGACUCCUCCAGACACGCGCCCCGCCCGCGGAGAGCCAUCCAUUACCACAAAGCUCGUAA
Messenger RNA from Heterobasidion irregulare TC 32-1, 780 nucleotides. RefSeq lists its product as uncharacterized. The record is from RefSeq and is a predicted model, not a curated record. The transcript has 2 exons. Lineage: Eukaryota; Fungi; Basidiomycota; Agaricomycetes; Russulales; Bondarzewiaceae. The coding region runs from base 1 to 780 and encodes 259 amino acids.